GGCGGGUACUUCCGAAAAAACGUAAACAAAGCUCGGUGAAGAUGGAGGAACACGACACCCCAGGAGAGACUGAAGAUGGGAAGCAGAAAGAAAACGAGUCCACCGAGAAGCAGAGCGAUACAGCAGGCGGUGGAGAAGCUUCUGGUAAAGCCGCGGAGGAGACGACUGCUCGGUACAACCGGCUGAAGCUGUUCGAUAAAGUGAUCCAGAAAAGCCUGAACAGGUUCAUAGAGAAUGCCAGUUUUAAGGUAUUUUCCAGCAAGUUCCGUCCGCUGUACAAGGAGAACGUUAAGAGGAUGGAAGAAAUUCACAAUCAGUUUACAGUGGUGCUGCAGAAAUCUAUACAGGAGGACAUCAUAAAAUUAAUGGAAGAAGGCAAGAUUGAGAGCAAAUUUCAAGAACUGGACAAGCUUGAAAAUGAGGCAAAGGACAACCCUGAACCUGCAUGGCGGCCCAGUGGAGUUCCUGAACAGGACUUCUGCAGCUUUUUGAUGCCAUACUAUCAGAAGCAAAAAGCUUAUAUGAAGCUUGAGCUGAAGAAAAUUCAAGCUGAAAACGCCGCGCUGGCAGAGAGGGUUCGAGCAGGGAGAGAGAAGAUUGCUCAGACUGAGCAAUGCAUUUCAACGGAUGUGGAUGAGUGGAAUGCAAAAGUGAUCGACUUUGAAAGAGUGACCUCUUCCCUUAACCCUGUUGAUUUUUUUGAUGAGUGAUUUUUUUUUUUUUAACACAGCAAACUGUUUAAAUGUAAAUAUUUGUUUACUCAACUAUUAUGUUAAAAAUAAAUAAACAAAUACAG
Cyprinodon variegatus (sheepshead minnow) is the source of this 796-nucleotide messenger RNA. It is a transcript of the gene pmf1, whose product is annotated as polyamine-modulated factor 1-like. Gene Ontology annotation, cellular component: MIS12/MIND type complex. The coding region runs from base 42 to 710 and encodes 222 amino acids. NCBI's taxonomy places the organism in Eukaryota, Metazoa, Chordata, Actinopteri, Cyprinodontiformes, Cyprinodontidae. The record is from RefSeq and is a predicted model, not a curated record. Gene Ontology annotation, biological process: chromosome segregation. The transcript is spliced from 5 exons.